Molecule: messenger RNA, 4426 nt
Organism: Diorhabda sublineata
Lineage: Eukaryota; Metazoa; Arthropoda; Insecta; Coleoptera; Chrysomelidae
Exons: 14
Coding region: 171-2609 (812 amino acids)
Source: RefSeq, a predicted model, not a curated record
AGAGCAACUCACGAAAAUGGGAAACUUGUAGAGUCUCUUUUGUGCCAACACGUUUUUAGUUACAUUCAAACGUUUCGAAAGUGCGAAACAUUAUAAAUUAUUUUCCAGUGAAUUGCAACCGAUUCAUUUUAAUAUAAAUAAUACUGAAAUUUUCCCGAUAGGUAUCGAAAAUGGGAGACACUGAGGACAACCCCCAUGCCCUUUGGGUGAAUCUCAGUUCCCUCGGUGAAGGCAACGUCUUUGCGGUCUUACCUCAGCUUAUGCAACAAAUGUUAAAUAACAAUGUUUUCGAAGAUAUGGAAGAUUUUGCGGAUGUUGUACUACCGAGCGAUGAAACGUGGCAAACGAAAAUAUAUUAUCAGUUAGUUGAAAAACAGAGGCAAGGGGAUACUACAACAAACGAUGCGAAUGAGGAUAUGAUGUACGAUCCUUUUAUGAUAGAAGAAAAACCCAAGCUUCAUGAAUGGAAUACUCUACCUCCGCGAACCAAAACUGUAGAAUGUGAUUUCAAAAUAGAUAAAUACAUAAGGAAGGCUCAAGUCAAAAAAGGUCCUUCCCCAAUUACAUGGACUGUCAGUGAUAUAGCUAAGGCCGGCUGCUUAUUAAGUUGCCCUCCUCUUAAGACGAAUUUUGAAGAUGAGCAGGAAAUGAGAAGAGUCUAUACUUUGAUUUACGAUGUUUUUAGAUAUAAAAAUGUUUUAACUCAAGCACUGAAUGACGUGACUUUUUUUCAAACUUUCCCUAAGCUAUCAGAAAAUGUACAGGUAGUGUGGUUACUUCUUUACGAUCUUUAUCAUCGCUCAUUUAACAAACGGGAAACCCAACUAGCCGCACUAGCUCAUCAACUAUUCGAUGCGUACGGCUUAAGUUUUGCCGAAAACGCUUUAUGGACGCAAAGAAUUAAAUUAGCAGCUGCUAUAGCCAGAUUAAGGAUAAAAAAUUCGGCACUCACUCUGGGUGAAUUACUACCACCUCAUCUUAAAGACGAAAAAGUUACCGAACAAGCUCAAAAUAAUCCAGUUACAUGCUGGAUAAAUAUUUAUAAAACAAGGGACACCAAAGCAUUGUGUGAGGAAAUCGAAAAGUACUUUAAUAUAAAAAUGAUUUCGGAUAUCAGCAGAUUGAAUCAAAACAAUUUCAAAUGGGAUCGCCACUGUCCUCACAUCAUAGUUUUUCAUUCAUCAAUAAGAACUUUGUUAGCUAAAAGUAAUUUUGUCAAAAAUCAUAUUCUCAUUGUACAAGACAAAUCAUUUUGUUUGGGUCCAGCUACAUUUAAAAAGUUAGUUACCGACCUAGAAUUAACAGGUUGUGUGAUACAAACACAUAUAAAUUCUCCUCGAACGACAGCGUACUUAGCGUCUUUGUUAGCACAAAAUGAAAAAAUUAAGAAGUUGUUAGCUUUCAGUGCAGGUAGAAGAAAAGAAGAAUAUGAAAAUUAUUUCAAUCAAUUGGGUAUGUCAAAUAUCAAAUUAUUUUCUGACAGACUCAUUGAUACUCCACCCGAUGCAACAUAUAUGGAAGAGGUAGUUGCUGUUUUCGCUACUCCUCCGAAUAGUUACACAGCUGUUGUUGAUCCUAUAGAUUUGGUGUGUAGUCGAGGAGGAGACCUCUCCAUGCUAGAAAUCCUCACUGAAACUGGUGAUACGAAGGAAGCCAAAGAAAGAAUCGCUAAAGUAUUAGACGAACAACAAAAAACAUUAAGAUUCGCGAUGUCCAGACCUCAAAUACAAUUUGUACUUUAUGAAACGCAUUCUGAGCUUGAUGCAGAAAAUAAAUGUAUGGUUGAUAAAGCGUUAAAUGAAAUAAAUGAAAUAGCUAAAUUACAACACGCAGCGUUACUAGGACAAGCAAAAACUAUUCUAUCGUCAGAAGACAAAGAAAAUAAAGAAAUUAAUAAUAACGAGAAUACAAAUGAGGAAGCUGAAGAUCUGAUAGAAGAAAAAGUACAAGAACCAAAUGUUCUAGAUAAUAUGCCAGAAGAUGAAGGAGAUGAAUUUUUUUUAGACAAAAUAAAUGUCCCCGAUACAGAUAUAUUCGACAAUUGUCAAUUACCGAUACUUUGUCCGAGUGAAUCUUGCAAAGGCUUUCAGAAAGAAGUUUGCGGUUGUUUUCUCGCUCUUUUGCAAAGAAAGUUAGACCGGAUAGCAACACCGACGUUUACAUUUUUGCAUCAUGUUAAAAACAGCAACGAUAUUAAUCCAUGUCCUAAAUACGUCCCUUCACCCCCAACCAGUAUUUAUAAAAGUUGGUGGAAAGAGACUUCUAGACACAUCAAUUGUCUUAGAAAAAGUUUAAUCAAGCAGAAAAUGGUUCCAGCGCAGAAUUCGAACAAAGGCGCUUCGUCUAUAUCGUCUGAGAGUCAACAUAUUGUUGAAAAGUUUUCAAAUCAUUUUAUCAGGGUUGACGAGAUUGUGAAAAAAGUAAACACAAAUCAAAAAAUACCCGUUUUUCCUAAAUUGAAGCUGAAACGUAGCAAGAUUUUCGAGAGGCAUCGAGUACCUAUAACAGUGACAUAUCUCAAUUUUCCAUACAGGUGUAUUUAUCAAAACGAAUCAAAUAUAAAUAAGGUUUCAAUGCAUGGAGGACUGCUAGAGAAAUAUUUGAAUUAGUUAUUAAAUAUAAAAAACAUAUUUGCAUUUAAAUAACACAAAUUUAAAUACGUCGAACGUUUUAACUUCCAAAAUACAAGAAGAAAUGAAGUUAAGAUUUUUUCCAAACUACUAAUGGUUUUAUAACAUAAAAAUUAAAAUCACUUAAUCAACAUACAUAUCUUGAAGGUUUAGAAUUUUAUUUCAGGCAUAAAGAUUUCUAUCAAUGAGUAUUACAGUUUUCCAAAAAAAAAAUUAGUAUGUUACGGUAAUUUAUGUAGACUAGUUGAAGAUUACGCAUCUAAAUUACGAGUAUAUUGACCAAUCAACCUUUAGUAGUAAAUUUAUAUUAACCCUUUCGGCGGUAAUGGUGGCACCAUUCACUUAUCGAGCUCUAGACACAAUGAGCAGUUGCUCUAUUCACUUUCUGAUGUCUUUAAUGUAGAGUAUUUAGAUGACAAAUACAUGAAUGAUUCCUAUACUAAAGCAGUUCGGUUAUUGUGUGCUAUAAAAAUGGAUCUAGAGAAUAUAAAACAUGUGUUUGGUGAGUACCUCUAAUUCUACAUUAUAAAGAAGUUCAAGUAUAUGAGCCUCAUAACUGAAAUUAUUUGUCUAAGACUAGUCUACACGAUUUUUCGUGAGUCGAGCGCAUGGUGGUUCGAGCGCAUGGUGGUUCGAGCGCACAGAUUAUAUAGGAGGGUGCAUCGAGCGCACAUUUGCAGGUGAAAAGACGGUAUCCUCAAUCCCUGUAUUUAACUUGAAAUGUUUAUUACCGUAAAUAAAAAAAAUAUAAAAGAGUUAACGACAGAGUAACAAAGAGUUAAUACGAUUAUAGUCAUAGUUUCCUAAGUUAACUUAACCUAACCUAACCUAACCUCGUUUUGUCUUAAUGAUUAUUCAAAAGUUCGUAUAUUUGCCCAUCUCUAGAAUUCACUUCGACAGAUCAAAUUUUUUUUUGCUCUCGUCGAACGAUUCGGAUUCGACAUAGAUAGUUUGUACUGGAUGCACGAAAUGUUUUCAAAACGUGCCUGUGCGCUCGAUGCACGUGCGCUCCUAGCGUCCCACCAGAAAGAAUAGAUAAAAUGUUAUGUUACAUCUGGUUUUGAAAAUCUUCAUAUUAACAAUAGCAAAAUGAUUAAAAAUGACAAAUCUCGGUUUUAUUUUUUCAGUUUUUUGAGUCAGUUUUUCUUAUUACAGAUCAAAAGUAAUCCUCUAGUAUAUUCUCAUACCAAAAUUUUUGACAUUCUUCAAACAUCUGUGAAAGGAAAGAUUCUUUCGAUUUAUAAGGUAUUUCCUGAAUUGUCAUCAAGGAAACAAUUUAAAUGUGAGUGCAGGAAAUGAAUCUCAAUGAAAUAUCUUCUUCUAAAUUUUUAAUAAGUCAAGCACAUCAUAUUUUUUAUGAUUUUUUUGAUCUAUUGCUUCAAAAAGUCCCGGUCACUAGUCAUAAAAUAACAUCAAUUCACAUGUACGAGUACUCACUCUUUGGAUUCCAUUUGAGCUUCAUCGUUUGCAAUAAUUAACUUCUAAUUCCAAUUACCAGUAAGUAAUUCUCUUUUCCAAUGCAUAUACGAGGAUUGUCUGAAAAGUUUCCGAACUCAUGUCAUGUCAGCACCUAUCAAUAUAAGUUGGGAAUAUAUUUGUGCUUGUUGUGUUGUAUAUUAAUAAUGCCGAGCAAGUUAAUUCAAUGUAACAGGUCGCACAUUGAUCAAACUUUAUUUUAUAAGGUAUUGAAAAGAACAAAACAAUUAUUACACUUGGUCUAUUUUUAGAGUAUAAAUAAAAGUUUUUGUUAAUAUUGAUUGUACGAUAAAAAUAAAACUAAAGUAUUUUUGAAUAAA